Uloborus diversus is the source of this 2016-nucleotide messenger RNA. RefSeq lists its product as uncharacterized. The transcript has 4 exons. The record is from RefSeq and is a predicted model, not a curated record. Lineage: Eukaryota; Metazoa; Arthropoda; Arachnida; Araneae; Uloboridae. Gene Ontology annotation, molecular function: nucleic acid binding. The coding region runs from base 182 to 1450 and encodes 422 amino acids.
GCGAGUCAGCGCAUCCACAGAGCCGAGUGCACAGGUAAAGAGGGAAAUCGCGAAAAGCCGGCAGUCACGCGUUCCACCUGCACACAAAACAAACUUGCACAACAAAUCCUCUAUCCGAAUGGCGCGUCCGGACCCCGGAUAAUUUGGGGGUUCGGACCCGGACGGCGUGUCCAGAGCGAGAAUGGCCGAGGGCGGGGGCAAGGAGGAGGCUGAAGAGGCAUUCUCCUUCAUGGACAAGGUUCGCUUCAUGAUGUACGGGGAGCAGGAGAAGGAGGCAUUCCUCAUUGAGAAAAAGGAGAAGGAGGAGAAAAAGAAAGGUAUGCGGACCCGUGCCUUGUCCUUGCACCAGCAGGGCUGGUCCUGGACCAAGAUAGCCACCGAGCUGGGCUGCCACAGGACCACCGUGAUGCGGCUCGUGCACAAGUGGCAGCAGACGGGGUGCAUAGCGGACCUGCCGCACCGGAGAAGGCCCAGGGCCCUGCCGCACCAGACCCAAGCACAGCCGACCUGCGGGGCUGCCCCACAGCAGCCCUUGCCGGCCCACAACAGGCUGGUGAACAACCUCUCUCAUCCCCUGAAAUCUCGAUGGCAGGAAGAGAAUAGGCGACUUCCGAAUUCCUCCUCCACUUCCUCUUCGACGACCCGCAGCACCACGGUGACCGUUAGGCGCCGCCUGAAGGAGCUCCGCGCCCAGCUUGGCAUCCAGUCCCCGCCCAGUCCGCCGCAGGAGAGCAGCUCCCCCCCGCACCCCAAGGCGCCGCCGCCCCCGCCCGAGCAGCAGGCGAAGCAGGCGCCACGAAGCCUGCGCGAGAUCGCCUGCUUCAGCGGGGAGGAGCUGGGCUACGUGAUCUUCAGCGACAUGAAGAUCUUCCUGUCGGAUCGCGAGGGCGGCGCCAGGGUGUGGCGCCUGGGGCAGCCGCCCCUCGACAGCUACGCCGGCCUGCAGGAGUUCUUUCAGCGGGGCGGGCUCUCGGCCACCUUCUGGGUGUGCAUCUCGGGCUCGGGCAAGAAGGGCCACCUGCUGCACAUACCCAACGAGCUGACGGAGGAGCGGUACGUCCAGAUUUUGCACAACGGGCUCUUGCCGUCGGCUGCGGCCAUCUACGGCCUCAAUGCACACAGGUUCCUGUUCGCCCAGGAUAAGGCAUCCAUCCAGGCGAGUCCAUCAGUAGAGGAUUUCCUACGCCAGCAACGGGUGCAGUGCGCUGAGUGGCCGGCGCGAUCGGCAGAGCUCAACCCCUGCGACUUGUUGUGGCCGGAAGUGGAACGGGCGCUGCCCCAGGGGCGACCGGUGCGCACAGUACCGGAACUGGUGCAGAUGGUGCGGCAGGCCUACGAGGACGUGGAGCCGGAGUACAUCCGGUGGCUCGUAGCACCAGUCAGGAUACGCAGCCUGUGCGGCAGAAUGAUGCGGACUUCUCCAGCCGUCAAGGAAGAAACUGUUAAAUAAUGGACUUUUUAUUUUAAUUCUUGGAGGAGUUGUGUCUCAAGUGUGGCAAUGCAAACAGCAACUCGAAUAUUUGCCCGCUAGUUUGACGUGCACGGGGUGACUAUUCUAGACGGCCUGAAUAGUCCUUAAAACUAUUCGGUGAGGGAUUUUAUUAGAAGGGAGACGGCUAAAAGCGUUCAAUGCUCAAUUUUGAUUGAAAGCAAGUUAUCAUGGAAACAACGUACAAGUUAACUGAGAGCGAACAUGAUUGAAGCACUUAGAAGCAAAGGGGUAUAAGUGCCUAAAAUAUAAAUUUGAAGGUAAUUUGAAUGGUAAGGAGAAACUUUUAGCUGUUUUGGGAAAGAUAUGGUAAUAAUAGACCUGAUAGGUGCUGCUUCAAAACAUGAUAUUAGAAAAACUUUUCAAGGAAAGCCUACCUACGGUUCUACAUAGCACGAGUUGUACUCAUGACUAAUAUUUUGUCAUUUACAUCCCUUUGUUUCUCGAUGCAUCAAUUUGAACUUUAAAUUCAAGAACACUGUCGCAAUGUAAUUUCGAAUGUUCAUAACCAUUUCUCUUAAAACAGA